Messenger RNA from Trichophyton benhamiae CBS 112371, 204 nucleotides. RefSeq lists its product as uncharacterized. The record is from RefSeq and is a predicted model, not a curated record. The transcript has a single exon. Lineage: Eukaryota; Fungi; Ascomycota; Eurotiomycetes; Onygenales; Arthrodermataceae. The coding region runs from base 1 to 204 and encodes 67 amino acids.
AUGCAUUUCAUUUCGCUGAUUACCCUCUCUCUCGUUGCCCUUGCGAACGGCGCAGCAUUGAAAGAAGAGGCAACUCCCGGCAACGGCAACAACCUAGUUCCUGCUCAAGCCUGUAACGUCGGUUACAACUAUUGUGGAUGGUAUCUUGCUGAUGGCCUUGGUGCGUAUUUCACCCCUUCCGUGGCUGUUCUUGCUUUGCCCUAA